UCAACCACAACUUAUGAAACAAAAAUGAAACAAAAAGGAAAAAAAGUGUCUAGUUUUGAUCCUUAAUGUUUUAUUUCACUUGAACCGUUGAAGCUUUUCUUUUGCAACAAUGGUGUUUUCUGCUAUAUUUUCUCCCACUUUAAACCUUGCCAUUUCUUCAACUACACACUGUUGUAGAAGAAAACAAUCAAGCACAAGUUCAAAGAGAGGAUUGAGUAAUAUGAGAGUAAGAGCUAGUUCCACUGAGAAAGGUGAAUCAAAAGACAAAGUUGAAGAUGACAAAUCAUCAUUCAACCCUUUUGGAUUUGUUACUGAUAACCCAUCAAGCCGCAGUGCAAUUCAGUUGCCUGAAAGCCCUGCUGAAGAUGGCAACGUUGGACAAAUGAUAUAUAGAAUAGAAGACAAGGGCAAGGAAUUUGGUUCAUACAUUAAAUCUGGGAAGUUGAGAUGGUUUGUGAGGGAAACUGGAUCAGCAAAUAGCAGGCGAGGAACUAUUGUUUUCCUUCACGGUGCUCCGACGCAAUCGUUUAGCUACCGCAUUGUUAUGUCUCAGUUGGCAGAUGCAGGGUUCCACUGCUUUGCACCUGACUGGAUAGGAUUUGGUUUCAGUGAUAAGCCACAGCCAGGAUAUGGUUUUAACUACACAGAAAAGGAGUUCCAUGAUGCAUUGGAUAAACUGCUUGAAGUGUUGAAGGUUGAAUCUCCAUUUUUCCUAGUUGUUCAGGGAUUUCUUGUAGGUUCAUAUGGACUAACUUGGGCCCUAAAGAAUUCAACCAAGAUAUCAAAGCUAGCAAUACUAAACAGUCCAAUAACAGUUUCAUCUCUCAUUCCUGGACUAUUUCAGCAGCUAAGAAUUCCUCUAUAUGGUGAAUUUCAAUGCCAGAAUGCUAUUGUUGCUGAGAGGUUUAUUGAAGCAGGUAGCCCUUAUGUUCUGAAAAAUGAAAAGGCUGAUGUUUACCGGCUACCUUAUUUGGCAAGCAGUGGACCUGGAUUUGCUCUACUAGAAGCUGCAAGAAAAGCAAAUUUCAAAGGUACUUUCACUGAAAUAUCAGAAGGAUUUGCAACUAACAGAUGGGAUAAACCGGUAUUGCUCGCGUGGGGAUUAUCGGACAAGUACCUGCCACAGUAUGUGGCAGAAGAAUUUCAGAAAGGAAAUCCUCAACACAUCAAGCUUAAAUUGAUUGAAGGAGCUGGACAUAUGCCACAAGAGGACUGGCCUGAGAAAGUUGUUGAUGCUUUGAGAAUGUUCUUCUGAUUUCAGCAACUAAAACUAACCAUGUUGGCAUUCUUGUGCUUAUUCAAUUGAAAUGUCACUCCUAAGUUUUUCCUUAUAUUGUAAAUUUAGUGUGUCUCAAUUUUUUUCACUUCUCAACAAAUAAAGUUAUAGUUUGGUAUAAAAGGGGGCAUUGAUUGAAAAAUGAUAACUAAUAA
Cicer arietinum (chickpea) is the source of this 1431-nucleotide messenger RNA. RefSeq lists its product as uncharacterized. Lineage: Eukaryota; Viridiplantae; Streptophyta; Magnoliopsida; Fabales; Fabaceae. The record is from RefSeq and is a predicted model, not a curated record. Gene Ontology annotation, molecular function: catalytic activity. Gene Ontology annotation, cellular component: chloroplast.